Messenger RNA from Rotaria sp. Silwood1, 963 nucleotides. The record is from the annotation of a GenBank genome assembly. NCBI's taxonomy places the organism in Eukaryota, Metazoa, Rotifera, Eurotatoria, Philodinida, Philodinidae.
AUGCAAAUGGAAAAUUCAAAAAGUGAUUCUAUAUUACCUGUUUACAAUGAUAUGGCUUCAGUGAAACUCGAAGUUGAGAAGCCUACAUAUGAUCGUUAUAUCUUAGAUGAAAAUAAUAUUUUCAUUCCGGAUCGAUAUUUGACACGAAUGGCCCACAAUGGUCUACUUGAAAAAUUUAUCGACUUAGUCGCUGCCGUUAAUAUAGAAACGGAAAACUUCAAUUGCAAUUUAUUUAAAUUAAAACGUGAACAUGAGGCCACUUAUGAUGACGUUGAAUUGAAGCGAAUUAAAGUCGACAAUGAUGAUGAACCAUUGGCAGCUGAUAUUUCAAAUAAUGAAACCGAUCAAUGUCAUCGUGAAAUGACUUUACAAGAAAUAAAAAUUUUAUUGAAACUACAUCCAUGUGUAAACCUUGGCAAAUCAUUUGCUACCGGACGAAUGAAACGUCAACUUGAUGCUGGUAGAGUCGAUGUCUAUGCAUUACAAACAACCGUUAAUGAUCACCGUACCAUGAUUAAUUAUUUAAUUAAUAAUUCUAUCAAUGCUACGUAUGUGUCAGGUGCUAUUAGUGAUCAUCAUUCGAAAAGUUUUCCAAUAUUGACAAGUUGGCGGGAUAUUAUUGAUGUGAUUUUCAUUAUAAUAUUCAUCGGAUUUAUUAUGCACUUUUUACUAGCUCGUGCUGGUUUAAGUCCAUGUAAAACUUGCUUCUCCUAUUUUUCGAAAUGCGUAUUUCCGAAUAUCGACGAACAACUUCAACAACAGCAACAACUUCAACAACAGCUGCAACAACAACAAACACUUUUACAACAAUUACAAGGACAACUCCGACACCAAGAUCAAGAACAAACACAACAAGAAAUCAACAAAAAUUACUCAAUACGUCGAAAGCAGCAACAUGUUCCAACAAUUGCAACCCUUCACAAUGAUAUAGCUCCGUUUCAAAGUGGAUAUAUGUCAGAUUAA